This is a messenger RNA of Chara braunii, 4707 nucleotides long. Lineage: Eukaryota; Viridiplantae; Streptophyta; Charophyceae; Charales; Characeae. The record is from the annotation of a GenBank genome assembly.
UCGUUCAUAGUGCUCUUUUGACAUGUCUCACUCAUAAUAGAUCGAGAGAUAUAAAAAAAAAAAAAAAAAAGGAAGUAGUCCUCUUUUAUUUUUUUAUUUUAUUUUUUUAUCUGUUGAUUAGGGCCGGGAGGAAAGUAUUGUUGGGUUGGUUACCUAGCUGUGUUUUCCCUCCCCACCCACCCUUUGCAUGCAUUUCCAAGUUGGUACAGUACCACGUCAGCCACAAUGCCAUGUCAGCUACAGUGCCACGUCAGCAGUGCCACGAUAGCAGUGCCACGUCAGCAGUGCCACGUCAGCAGUGCCACGUCAGCAGUGCCACGUCAGCAGUGCCACGUCAGUCACAGUGCCACGUCAGCAUGACGGGUCCAGCAAUGGGCCUGCCAGACGAACUGGCCAAUGAGUCCAUUGCCGACUACAAACGGCGCUUCCAGGCUCAACUCGCUUUCAUCGAGGCUGAGGAACAACGCCAGCUGUCAGUCGAGGCUGCCCGCCUAAAGGCUGAAGCAGCGGCAACAGCAGAGAAGCUGCGGCUACAGGCCGAAGCAGAUGCAGAUGCCCAGACUCGCCACAAGGAAGCCCAGGAUCUGCUGCAGCGGCAUGAAGCCAACAACAUUGAGAGACUCAAGUUCUGGCACUUUGAACCGAAUGACGACGACGCAACACCGGAAGAGCAGCAUAAGGAGUUCCUCUCCGAACUCUUGACACGGUUGUUGUAUGCUUGCAACUACCAACGGUCCGAGUUAGAGAGACAGGACCAGGAACUGCAGCAACAGUACGAGGAUCUGAAGACACAACACCAGGAGUUGAUGAACCUCCGCCGGAUAGUGCAGAGCCACGAGGAUGCAACACGGGCACUCAAUUCCCGUGUACUGGACGUGGAACAGGCUGUACCAGGACCAGAUGCUGGGGCUUCCAGUAGUUCACCCUCUAGCCGCCAAUUGGAGGAACGCGUUGACCACGUAGUGGCAAUGCUGGGCGACAUCAGCACCUUUGCGGCGCCAACCACCAUCAGCAGCCAGUUGGACACGUUGAAGACUGAGGUCCAACAACUGCAGUCGACGAACUCGGAUGGCAAUCCAAAGCUUCCAAUCGGACAGUGGAGACACCCAGCAGCCACUCCAGCAUCACGUGAUGGAGAUCAGGUGGCUGCUGUCCAGCCUCGAAGCAACAACAAGUCCCGGAACAAUGGGAAGGCGAAACCAGCAUCGCAAGCCGGAAAUGGACAGCCAACACCAUGGGUCAAGUUUAGCUUGACCGAGGCGGAGUACAAGUACCGCGGCCGCUACGGCUGCAGCUAUUGGUGCAACAACACCAAGCACAAGACCUCCCUUUGCCAAGAUCAGGCCAAGGAGGAUGUGCGACACCAUUCGGCCGCCUUGCUAGCGACCUCCUGCACAUCUGGGGAGGAUGUGAAUGUCGUAAGUUCUCGAUACACUUACGAGGACUAUGCUGUCCACUUGGUUCCACCGCUGGACCAACCGUUCCACGUGCAACAAUCAACCGCAUGCACGGUUUCAUCACCAUCGGCAACCGAUUCAGCAGCUUCGCCACCAUCUAUCGCUAGGGAUUCGACGUCAUGGUCAAGACUUGAAGAGCUCGACCCAUUGAAGUUCACGGACUUCCAAUGGAUGUCCGUUCCCUCGACCGAACGAUUGGCGAAACCACAUUGCAAUGCGCUCAUGGCACAACUGCGGGAUUACUUACACAUUGCAGUACCGACUCCGUUGAUGGACGCCGGAGUAGAGGUUGUCGACCUUCACGCCUACAUUGCGAAGAUUGACCGCAAGUUCAAGACGCAACGAUCCGGAACCGUUACCAUCCCCUACAGUAAAGAGCAGGAGGAGAGAGUUGCCGCCCUUCUGCGUGAGAAGAAAGAGAAGAUGGAGAAGAGGGAACUAAUCAGACAGGCUAAGAUGUUGGCGCUGCUGGAGGAGCAGGAAGCAAAGAAGAGGCAGAUGGAGGAGGAGAUGGAAAGAUGGAAGAAGGAGCAGGAGGAGAAGAUGACAGCUAUUCAGGUGGAAGAAGAAGAAGAAAUAGAAGAGGUGGAAGAAGAAGAAGAAAGACCGCUAGAGAGGAGAAGAGGAGGAGGAAGCACAAGUAAAGAUGCGGAGAUUGCGGAAAGGGCGGUCAGGAGAUUGGAAGCAGCAGAGAGGGCGGACAAGGACCUAAGAGCGGCGGAAGUUAGGAUGGGGAAGAUCCGAGCGGAGACUGAGCUAGCAACCAAGCUAGAUACGCUAAUCCAAAGUGUAGAGGCUUUAUUAGUCACACAGCGGGAACAAAUGCAGUACGAACGCAGUCAAGACAUCAAGAUAGACGCGAUACACGCGGGGUUCAAGGACUUCGCGUACGACAUGAUGAAACACCUGCUGACCGAAGUGCACAUUGCGAUUAAUAGGACCCGAGAGUUUUGUACUGGCGCCAUUGAAGGCGCCAAGCUAGCGGCCCCUAAGGAAGAGGAGUCGGCCCCACCAUGUCGCGAGAAAGUCAAGGUCCGAUUUCCCGAACCCUUCAAUGGGAAGAAGGGUGAAGAUUUUGAUAACUGGGAGGCCAAUGUGCACUCCUAUCUGUAUCUGCAGGGAGUCACACCUAAAGACCACACUUUGGUGGCCUUCCAGGCCCUUAGAGACGAAGCAACUAGCUUUGCUAGGUCGCUAGCCCGCGCUGCCAACUGCGAUAACGAUAUAGUUACAUACUCCGGACUGACACCCCUCUCUGACUUCCUGAAAGCCCUCAGGGAGCGAUUUUCUGAUGUCACGCGGGGCCUUAAGGCCUCAGACAAACUCCAAAUGAUCCACACUCGCCAGUGGAAGAGUGUGCAUGCGCUAAAGUCCGCUAUGGACGAACUGAUUGCGGUCCCUGGGCAUGGAGUCACUGAUGUGCAACUCCUUAACCUCUUCUACCCCGCCCUGCCUGAAAAUAUUCAGGGACACUUCUUCGAGAAGAAGAAUCAGCAGGGCAUGACUUACGAUACACUUAGUCGGGAGGCAGUUGCAUUUGCCGCCCAAGCGUCGCCAGUUACCACGUUCUGGCACAAGGAUCUGUCUAAGGGAAAAACGUGGAAGGGACGCACCAGCUCAGGCCAAAUCAAGGCCAAAGAUAGUUUGAUCUUAACGAUGGAGGAAGGUGGUGCAGAGGAGGUUCCCUACUCUGACAUCGAGUGGGGAUUAGAGGAGGACAACAGCGCAGGCCAGGGGAGAACCUACGCUGCUGGCGCGGCUGGAGGGAGGCCGCAAGGAGGACAACGGUCCGGCCCAACCUUCAAGAAAUUGAAGAAGGCUUUGAUUGAGUACCCUGUUCUCAAAGUUGCCGAUCCAUCAUUGCCAUUUGUUGUUACUACAAACGCGAGUCAGUAUGGCAUAGGUGUCGUUCUACAGCAAGAUGACGGCAACAGGUAUAGGCCCGUAGAGUUCAUGUCAGCCAGGCUGCCUUCAGAGAAAGUCGCCGCAUCGACAUACAAGAGGGAACUCUACGCUCUCAGGCAGGCUCUAGAGCACUGGAAACACUACCUGCUUGGGAGACACUUCAAGGUUUAUUCAGACGACGAGACUCUUAGAUGGCUAAAGACACGGGCCAAGAUGAUGCCCAAGUUGACCAAAUGGGCUGCUGAGAUAGGCCAGUAUGACUUUGAGUUAAAACCCGUUAAAGGCAAGUACAACGUGGUAGCUGAUGCGCUAAGCAGGAGAUCUGAUUAUUUCGGUGCGAUAGUACACUAUCUAGACAUAGGGGCCGAUCUGCAGCAGAAAACGAUCAGAAACGCCGGCCCUCUCCCACGCAUCGACGACCUUCUCGAGCGACUGGGCGGCGCGGAGUUCUUCUCCAAGCUCGAUCUCAAGUCGAGAUAUCACCAACUCGAGAUUCGCGAGGAGGAUCGCUACAAGACCGCGUUUAAGACGCGAUAUGGGCAUUUCGAAUGCCGGAGUUUGGAGGAGCAUGUGGAACACCUGCGCACUGUUCUGGAGCGGCUACGACAAGCCAAGUACAAAGCCAACCGCGACAAGUGCGAAUUCGCGCGGCAGGAGCUGGAGUACUUGGGACAUUAUGUGACGCCGCAAGGCAUCCGUCCGCUUGCGGACAAGAUCGAGGCCCUACGAGUAUGGCCCGAGCCCACCAACACCACGAACGUUUGUUCAUUCAUGGGAUUGGCGGGCUACUAUCAGCGAUUCAUCACCGGAUACUCGAGGAUUGCUGCACCUAUGACGAGAUUACAAUCGCCAAAGCUGCGAUUCGUUUUCGAUGACGACGCACGCCGGUCAUUCCAAGCACUUAAGACGGCUAUGCUCAUGGCACCUGUCCUUAGCAUUUAUGACCUCACCCUGCUGACGAGAGUGACUACGGACGCUUCCGGCUAUGGCAUUGGGGCAGUCUUGGAACAGCACGACGAGGGCGACUGGUACCCUGUGGAGUAUUCCAGCCACAAAGUGCCUCUCAUCAACUGGCUUGAUGAUGCAAGGAAGAAGGAGCUGCUCGCAUUCGUCAUGACUCUCAAGCAAUGGCGGCACUUCCUCCUUAGGCGUCGUAGGUUCACAUGGGUUACGGAUAACAAUCCAUUGACCUACUACAAGACGCAGGAUACGGUGAGCAGCACGAUCACCGAAACAUCUUCCCGGCCUCUCAAAUCGCGCAGCAGAUGCACUCUCGCGAAGACCUGAUCUUUGCGCCGUGACACAUCAUGCCUUUGCAUUCGACUAGGAGCUCCAACGACACUUC